This is a messenger RNA of Choloepus didactylus (southern two-toed sloth), 4730 nucleotides long. RefSeq names its product CD82 molecule (gene CD82). Gene Ontology annotation, cellular component: membrane. Bases 3071 to 3874 code for a protein of 267 amino acids. The record is from RefSeq and is a predicted model, not a curated record. The transcript is spliced from 10 exons. Lineage: Eukaryota; Metazoa; Chordata; Mammalia; Pilosa; Megalonychidae.
GGAAGACCCAGACAUCCACGGACAGAGCUGUGGACACACUCGGAAGGGAAGAGACAGGUGAGGGAGAAGGACAGGGAGGGGGUGAGGCCCGGGAGAGCCUGCCUUCUGCCUCUCACCUGGGCUGAGCUGCCACUUGCUGGGCCUCAGCCUGGAAGAUCCACCUCUGCCCCCAGUCUUUGGGGUUAGAGACCUGUCUCUCCCAACCUCCCCUCAUCUUUCCUGUGUUUUCACCCAAGGAUCUGUGGAAAGAGAAGUCAUAAAGAAAACUUGCAGAACUUGGCUUUUACUGUGCCUUACCUCUCUCUCUAUUCUCUCUCUAUAUAUAUCAAUUAUCUGUAAAUCCAGAAUAGCUCUCAGGUCUGUGGAAGCAGGAAGUAUUUGCUCAUUUUACAGAUGAGGAAACCAAGUCUCAGAAAGGCUAAGUGACAGAUAGGAAGGGGUAGACAGAGCCAGGGUUUGAAUCCAUGUCUGAUCACUGCCCAUUCACAGAUACCCAAGUUGAGGAAAUUAGGCCACCAAAUAGUGCUCCAGGAGGGUCUGCACUGGAGUGUAUUCUGGGAAGGCUGCCUGGAGGAGGCGGCAUUGCAGCUGCCCCUUGUCCUUCCUGAGCUCACUGCCUGGGGAGGGUAGGCUGUGGCUGAAGGGCCUGCCUGCUGCCCUGUAGGGUCCCUGUUUAGAGUCCCCCUUCCCUCUCCCCCAUCACCCUGCCGGGGGCCCAGGCCUACAGGCCUAGCCUUGAUUUCUUAGGAAUACCAGCCCUGGCCCAGAGCUUAACCCUUUGUUAGCCACCUGCUGCAGCCACCAGGCUCUGGUUUGGGUGUGCGAGCUGGUCCACAGUGCCCCUUGCGGCCCCAGAGUUUGUCUUCAAUUGCUUGGAUUCAGAGACUGGGCCCCCAAACCCAGUUAACCCAGGUUGGACCUUAGUGGGGCUGUUCUGACUACCUUUCAUUUAUCACUUUGUCUCUGCAGGCAGCAGAACAAAACAGUAAAGCACAGGGGCUCUGGUUCAGGCUGUUGGGGUGCCACCCCAGCUCUACCACCCAUGUGACCUUGGGCAGCUCCCUUUACGGCUAAAGAUCUCAGCUUCUUCAACUGCAAAGUGGGGUUAAAAGCAGUGCUCACCUCAGAGUGGUUGAAAGGAUAAACUGAGUCACGUGCAGGCUCAGCAUGAUACCUGGCAGGUAGCAACCAUGAAAAUGUUAGCUUUUAUUAUUGUUAAAUACGGGAAACCGUGCUCUGAAGAGCCCACCUUGACCCUCAGAGGGUGUGCUGGGCCAGGGGACUCGCCGGCUGCUUCACCAUGAGGUGUGUGUGUGACUGCUGAUUGUCACGUCUGUGUCCCUCCUAGGCAGGGCACUCCCUGAGGGCAGGGAUGGGGUUGCAUCCUCCACUUCCUGUGUCUGGCUUACAGGAUCAUAUGACAGGGGCUCUGGAUCGCAUCUAGUAGACAAACAGGACACCCUCUAGGCUCUAAAGUCCUCUGAUUCCUGGGAGGGUGUGUGAGCGACGUGUUUCUUCCAGUCCGUGAGGCUGGUGGUGGGAGCUGCUCACUUGUGUUCCGAGCAGCUGACUGUGUCCCCAAAGCUCUUUACAUGUGUGAUUUCAAUUCAACAAUCCUGCAAGAUGUGGGUGCUACUAGUAUCAUCUUAGAGGUGAGGACCUUGGAGCUCAGAGUGGUUCAGUAAACUCACUUGCUCAGCUAAUAGCUGAAACUCAGGUCAAUCUUAAAGGAAACUUGCGCUUUAUGGCCUCAUAAUUUUCCUGGUGCCCAAAGUAACAACAUUUAUGUUUGUUUGUUUGUUUUAACAACUACAGAAAGGGGGAAGGGGAGUAAGACCAGAGAUUGAAAAACAAGAUAGUAGGGAGGUCAAAAGCCUGCCCCUGGAGUCAGCAGGGGUUGCAGGAAGCACAUCACCUGUCCAAUGUGGAAACGAACAGAGCUGCAUGUGACCAGCCUCUCGCCUGGGCCAACAGGACAAAGUCCAGAGAACUGGAAAGCAGUGUGCAGACGGGCCGGCUUCCAGAGCAGGGCAACCAGACCGGGCUCUCCCCCUCCUCUUCCAGCCAGAAAAGCAGUCUGAGCUCCCACGGGGUCAGUUGCCUGACUCACCCAACUGGCUGGGCAGUGGCUCAGGCCAGAGGCUCAGGGAUAGAGGCCCCACCCGUGCAGAGGACAGGGGCCCUCCUUAGGCUGCCCCACCCCACCCAGCCCUGCUUAUCACUGGUUCCCUCGCCCGGGAGUGGCAGUGAUCGCUCUCUGACUCGGAGGCCUCCCAGCCAGGCACACCUCUGGAGGCUGCUGAAACCCCCAGAAGUCUUCAGACUGUUGGCUAGGCAAUCGACAGCUUCCAGAUGAUAAUCAUCAUCAUCAUAACUGCUAACAUUUAUUUGACAUUUACUAUAUGCCAGCUACUUUAUGGGUACUAAUACACCACAACCCAUUAUUAAGUCCAUUUUACAGGUAGGAAUACUGAGGCACAGUAGUGACGUGAUGGUCUGAAGCCACACAGCUGGGAAGAUGAGGCAGUCACAUCUUCAGGCGAGGAGCGUGGGAGGAAUGGGCUGGCCUGGGCUGCAGCUUAGAUUGAACCCUGCUGUGCCACAGCCUGAAUUACUGUCACACCUGUGUGGGGUGGGAGGGCUUAGUAUCCCCCUUCCCCAAUAAGGAAGCAGCUCUGCAGAGGCUCCCAAGUUCAGGUGGCUGACACAUGGCAGAGCCAGGGGUGGGAACCCAGGGCUGACUGUAUAACUCUCAGUCCGGUGCUCCACAUACCCCUCCGUGCAGAUGCCCUGGUGAGCAGAGAUAGAGCAGCAGGUGGAAAGAGAAGAGCUCUGGACCAGGCAUCUCCAAGUCCUCCCUGCAGGCUCACCUCUGAGCUUGCCGUGCACCUGUGGCAAAUCUCUUGCUCUUCCUGGAUCCCUCUGAAAAUGCUGUGAUCUCACAGUUCUUCUCGUGCACAGUGAUAUUGCUCUGGGUGCAUCUUCUAGGACCUGUGUUCUGGGAACACAGCGUUCCGGGAAACGCUGCUCUGUCCGGGCCUAUUUGACAGGAAGCUUCUGGACCGGCAGGAUGGGGUCUGCUUGUAUUAAAAUCACCAAGUACUUUCUCUUCCUUUUCAACUUGCUCUUCUUUAUCCUGGGCGCAGUGAUCCUGGGCUUCGGGGUGUGGAUUCUGGCCGACAAGAGCAGUUUCAUCUCCGUCCUGCAGACCUCCUCCAGCUCACUCAACACGGCGGCCUACGUCUUCCUAGGCGUGGGGUCUCUCACCGUGCUCAUGGGCUUCCUGGGCUGCGUCGGCGCCAUCAAUGAGGUCCGCUGCCUGCUGGGGCUGUACUUUGCCUUCCUCCUCCUGAUCCUCAUUGCCCAGGUGGCUUCUGGGGCCCUCUUCUACUUCAGAAUGGAUGAGGUGAAGCAGGAGAUGGGUGACAUCGUGUCCAAGCUCAUUAGGAGCUACAACACCACUGGUAAGGACAGCCUGCAGGAGGCCUGGGACUACGUGCAGGCUCAGAUGCAGUGCUGUGGCUGGUUGAGCUUCCGCAACUGGACGGACAACGCCGAGCUCAUGAGCCGCCCCAACAUCACCUACCCCUGUUCUUGCAAGAAGAAAAGGGACGAGGACGGCAGCCUCCUCAUGAUGACGGGCUUCUGCGAGGCCCCCCACAACAGCACCCAGAGUGGCAACAGCCCCGAGGACUGGCCUGUGUACCAGGAGGGCUGCAUGGAGAAGGUGCAGGCGUGGCUGCAGGAGAACCUGAGCAUCAUCCUAGGCGUGUGUGUGGGCGUCGCCGUCAUUGAGCUCCUGGGGAUGCUCCUGUCCAUCUGCUUGUGCCGGCAUGUCCAUUCCGAAGACUACAGCAAGGUCCCCAAGUACUAAUGCAGCCCUUGUCCCCACCUCCUGCCCGACCCCAACUUCACGGCUCUUAGGAGCUUCCCUGGCUCCCUCCUCCAGGCCUACCUCCCUUGCCCUACUCUUCCUGUGCUGGCUAGAAGUGGGGCUUUCUAGGGCCUGGAGGAACCCUCUGCCUGCCUUGCUCCUGCCAGGCCUGAGCCCUGGCUGCUCUGUGGCCCCUCUAUGCCCCACCCACCAGGGUACUCUCAGUAACUCUGAGAAAAUGCUCCCUGCAGUGUCCCUGUCCUACUCUGGGUGGGCUGGAUUUCUACCUGCCCUCGAGGCCAUGUAUAUUGUAUGGCCAUGCAUAUUAAAAAAUUGGGGUGGGGGUGGGAAUUUGAGCAAGGCAUGCUGGGCUGUCGGAGCUCUGCCCACUGCGUGGGUGCACUUUUUUUUCCACUAAGAUGCUUGUGUCUUUGGUUUUCACAUUUUCAUUGAAGAUAAUGGGAGAGGGUGGGUUUUUCCUGACAUUAAGGGGCAGUAGUUCUUCCCCAGGCCUGACCCAACCCCAUCCAGGCAGCUCAGAUCAGACUGGGCCAAGCCAUGGGGGCAGGACCUCGGGGAUCUGGGUUCACCCUGGGCUGCUUAGUGAGCCCCAGGGGAAGGCACCGAGCUGGCCCGACAUUCUCCAAGACCCUGAGCUGUCCAGGGGGGAAGGCGCUCUCUCCUGGGAGGAGCAGGGCCUACCUCUCUGCACCAGCAGUCCUCUGCCCCCCAGGAAGUGGGGGUGGGUGAAGCUGUGCCUUGUAGGGGAAAUGGGGAGUGGGCUCUGCAUGCACAGAUGUAUAAAACAUCCUCAAGAUCAAAAGAGUGACUAUUAAAGAGGAUUUGUAACAACCCA